AUGUUACUUUCAAAGGAGGCAACAGAAUAUAUUUUUGUGGAGAAAUGGAAUCAAACUUCCAGCGAUUUCAUCCUGUUGGGGUUGUUGCCUUCAAAUCAAACAGGCCUCCUUCUUAUGAUCUUUUUCAUCUUCGUGUUCUUUGUUGCUGUGUUUGGCAACUUGACAAUGAUUUGUCUCAUACGUAUAGAUAACCGGCUCCACACUCCCAUGUACUUUCUCCUCAGCCAACUUUCCCUCAUGGACUUGAUGUACAUCUCUACCACUGUCCCCAAGAUGGCGUUCAACUUCCUCUCUGGCGAGAAAAGAAUAUCAUUUGUGGGAUGUGGAGUGCAAAUCUUCUUCUUUGUGACCUUAGCAGGAUCAGAAGGCUUACUGCUGGCCUCUAUGGCCUAUGACCGCUAUGUGGCCAUCUGCCACCCCCUCCACUACCCCAUCCACAUGAGUAAAAUUGUAUGUGUGAAGAUGAUCAUAGGAUCUUGGAUAAUUGGCUCUGCCCAUGCUUUGGCACACACAAUCUAUGUCCUUCAUAUUUCCUACUGCAAGUCUAGGGCUAUUGAUUACUUCCUUUGUGACAUACCAUCCAUGUUACCUCUGGCCUGUAUGGACAUUAGAGUCUAUGAGUACAUAAUUUUUAUGAGUACCUGCCUGUUUCUCCUCUUUCCUUUCCUUGGGAUCACUGCUUCCUAUGAUCGGGUCCUUUUUGCUGUCUCCCAUAUGCGCUCAAAAGAGGGAAGAAAGAAAGCCUUCACCACCUGCUCAACACAUUUAAUUGUGGUGACAUUUUACUAUGCACCUUUCUUCUAUAGUUAUUUUCAGCCUUCUAGUCUUCGUUCCCCUACAGGGGAUAAGAUUCUGGCUGUCUUCUACACUAUCCUCACCCCCAUGUUCAAUCCAAUUAUCUAUAGCUUGAGGAAUAAGGAAGUUCUAGGAGCUAUAUCUAGAGUCUUUGCAAUGUUUUCUUGCAGGAAAAAAUGA
Dipodomys ordii (Ord's kangaroo rat) is the source of this 975-nucleotide messenger RNA. Its product is annotated as olfactory receptor 2L13-like. Gene Ontology annotation, cellular component: membrane. Gene Ontology annotation, molecular function: olfactory receptor activity; G protein-coupled receptor activity. The coding region runs from base 1 to 975 and encodes 324 amino acids. The record is from RefSeq and is a predicted model, not a curated record. The transcript has a single exon. NCBI's taxonomy places the organism in Eukaryota, Metazoa, Chordata, Mammalia, Rodentia, Heteromyidae. Gene Ontology annotation, biological process: G protein-coupled receptor signaling pathway.